AUGGCGGACGAUACUUACCGAAGGGCAGUGAUUUGUCUAAUUUCCAAAGAGGAUUUUGUCUCCACCUGUGCUUCUGAUCUUCCCUUCGUGGACGGUAUCAUUUCUUUAGCUAAUGGUAACUCUAAAUUCAUCGAAGAAGUAGGAAAGAGGUUUGCUUUAGAGAUUAGAGACGGCCUUCAAAAUUCCACUACAGAGAAGAGUGUGAUACUGAAUGCUUGUACUUUCACUGAAGCUGAUCUAAAAAUUCCACCAUCUGAUGGAAAUUUGAAGGUUUUUAUUUUUAAAGACGUUCUUCAAACCCACCAGCUGCAUGUUGAUGACAUCGUUUGGUGUAAAAGGGUGAACCCUUUUCCACUGGAGAGAAUUGUCAUUGGCGUUUCAUCCGAAGAGAGAUAUUCAUGGGCUAAGAGCACAUUAGUAGCAUUUCUUCGCGAAAGUCUUUCAAAUGGACCUAUAAAUGUACGAGAAAAUGGCAAGCUGAAUUUCUUUCAUGAUCAACGUAAAAUAUUAAGUGGAACCAAGGAAAAGCAGUGGUUAGAAUUGUCUAUACUGCAGUGUAAGCCUCUAGUACAAGGAGGCCUUACAUCAGAAACUUGUUUAGUUAUAUCCAGGCUGAAUGACCAAGAUGUUAUUUUUGACUCUGAAAUUAGUGAUGUGGAUCCUCCUGCGGUGCCAUCCAAUGCAAAUGAAUUGUUUCUUGUCUCUGAUUUUGCACGCCACUUCUCCAGGAGUCAGCUUUAUGGGGAACCACUUACACUGUCUGGUAGCUCAACCAGGCCUGGCAACCAUUUAAAAGCUAGUGUUUUGGAGUUCAAUGAAGGAAGUCAUAGCAAUUUGGCAUUUGAUCCAUCAAGCAGGCUCCUUGUGUCACUGUCAACUUUGAUUGACCUACAGAUGUUCAAUGGCAGCUGGGUCAAAAUCUGCACUGAUCAAAAUCAGGAUGUAGUCUGUAAUCAACAGCAGGAACAGGGUUCUUCAGAACAAGCUUCAAAUGCUUUACACAACAGUCACAGUGGUGAGAAGUGUCAUAUGGUUCAAAUUGUGGUAACUGCUUCCCAGAAUGAUGAAAAUGAGUUUUUGAAUAAUAGUGAAAUUUUCCCUGUGCAUUCAAUUGGCAAAAUUGAAGAUGGAAUAGGAUACAUCGCCCCUUUACUCUACUUUAACUUGUUUCAUGACAGCCUUUUUAAUGAAAACCAAAGGCCUAGUAUUUAUGUCUACCCAAUCCCAGAAACCAUACAGAAGGAAGAACGCAAGAUCACUAGCACUGCAAGCAUGAGUGGAAAACCUGCAUUUGCAAAUGAAGCUCACAUUGCCCUGGUGCACUCUCCUUAUUACAAAGCCAUGGAUUCUUUUGAUCAUGCAUUGGCAAAACAUUUCAAAACUCCAAGAAUGUUGACAGUUGGAGAUGUAUUCUACAUGUUUCAUAAUUGGGAAGAAAAUGGUGACCUUUCUAAGGAGUCGGGUUCACCUGAUGAUCAGGGACGCAGAAAUCUGGUUGUUUUCUUUCAAGUGACAAGGCUUGUUAGCGCAGCUCAGGAAGUAAAAUCUUGUUUAGUGCACACAGAACAUACUUCCCUUUAUCAGAGAGGCACAGUACACAGUUAUGUGCCACCUGUUUGGAGGAGACAGUUCUGUGAUUUGAGAUCGAAUUACUGGGAGCAGUUUAAUCCUGCUGGGCUGAACAGUUACACUGCUGAGUUAGUCAAUAUUGUACAUCCUCAUUUGAAUACCAGAGAGACCCACCCCUUGCCCCCAUGUAGUGUUCUCUUAACUGGCCCUCCUGGAGCUGGAAAGAGGACGAUUGCCAUAGCAACAAGCAAAAGGUUGAACAUGCAUACUUUUGAGGUCAAUUGCUUUGAUCUGAUUGGUGAAUCAGUGGCAGCUACAGAGACAAGACUGAAAAAUGUAUUCCAAAGAGCUGUUUUCUGCUCACCUUGUGUCCUGUUAUUGUACAACAUCCAUGCUCUGGGAAAAGACAAAGAAGGAAAUGACGACGAACCACGAAUAGCAGCCACAAUGCUCAAUUGUCUCAGCAGCCUAAAGGACGACUCAGAUUGGCCAGUAGUCGUCAUAGCGACAUCAUCCUCUCCUAAUGACAUCACCUCUGACAUGUACUCAUGCUUCCUUCACGAGCUGAAACUUGAAGCACCCAAUGAGAAGGAGAGAUGUGAUAUGCUUAGGGGACUUGCUGAGAUGCUUUCUGUAGGAAAUGAGGUGCCGUUUGAACCGCUGGCAAGGAGAACUGCAGGACUGGUGCUGGCAGAUUUGGUUGCUCUGUUUUCAAAUGCCGCAAAUACUGCUGUAAAGCGCCUCUUAGAGGAGCGCCCUGGGAAACUGGGGCGUUCAACUGAAACCAAAAGCCAAACUUGGUUUCCGUGGGAAUUUGAGCAAGAGCUAAGCAAAAUGGGAGGCAAAAUUUGCCAGCAGGAUUUUGAAGAUUCCCUAGAGAUGCUUCAGUCGUCCUUGUCAGAUGCGAUUGGAGCUCCUAAAAUACCAAGUGUUAAAUGGGAAGAUGUUGGAGGAUUGGUAGAGGUGAAAGCAGAAAUCUUGGACACUGUCCAGUUACCGCUGCAGCAUCCAGAGCUGUUUGCAGCCGGGCUGAGGAGAUCAGGGGUGCUGUUGUACGGUCCGCCUGGUACUGGUAAAACAUUACUGGCCAAAGCUGUUGCUACCGAAUGUUCUCUAAACUUUCUAAGUGUGAAGGGACCCGAGCUCAUCAACAUGUAUGUUGGUCAAAGUGAACAGAAUGUCCGCGAAGUGUUUAGUCGCGCGCAAAGUGCACGGCCUUGUGUAAUCUUCUUCGAUGAACUGGACUCAUUGGCACCCAACAGGGGGAGGAGUGGGGACUCUGGAGGAGUCAUGGAUCGAGUAGUGUCGCAGCUGCUCGCUGAGCUUGACGGGCUUCACAAAGCAUGUGACGUAUUCGUCAUUGGGGCUACAAACCGACCUGACCUUCUAGACCCAGCGCUUUUGAGACCUGGUCGAUUUGAUAAACUACUGUACCUAGGAGUGAGCGAGGACCGCAGAUCACAGCUCAACAUUCUCAAGGCUCUGACGAGAAAGUUUAAAUUACACCCUGAUUUGCAGUUGGAAAUCAUAGCGGAACUUUGUCCCUCCAACUUAACAGGAGCCGACUUUUACGCUUUGUGUUCAGAUGCCAUAUUGCAAUCGGUUAAGCGAAAGAUCGAAGAACUCGAGCAAGGCGAAGCUGACCCUCGUUUAGAUGAUACCGACAUACAAGUUACGGAAGCGGAUUUCCGGAAAGCUUUGGACAGUCUCACACCAUCUGUCUCCCAGCAAGAACUCAAACGUUACAAAGACAUUCAGCAGCGGUUCGCAGUGGCCAACACCGUUACAAAGAGUCGAUAAUUCAUGAUACAGUGAUGAAUCACAUUAAGGGUGGAAGCCUUUCCAGUGACAGCAAAAGAAUCCUAUCUGAUCUUCUCAAGUCGCCUGGCUUUUCCUCGGAAUUCUUUUCAGUGGGAGAAGAAAGCACUGAAACACCUGGAGAAACUG
Molecule: messenger RNA, 3516 nt
Organism: Pocillopora damicornis (cauliflower coral)
Lineage: Eukaryota; Metazoa; Cnidaria; Anthozoa; Scleractinia; Pocilloporidae
Product: peroxisomal ATPase PEX6
Biological process (GO): protein import into peroxisome matrix
Cellular component (GO): peroxisomal membrane; cytosol
Molecular function (GO): ATP hydrolysis activity; ATP binding
Source: RefSeq, a predicted model, not a curated record